Syngnathus typhle (broad-nosed pipefish) is the source of this 2012-nucleotide messenger RNA. It is a transcript of the gene vcam1b, whose product is annotated as vascular cell adhesion molecule 1b. The transcript has 6 exons. Bases 159 to 1838 code for a protein of 559 amino acids. Gene Ontology annotation, molecular function: integrin binding. The record is from RefSeq and is a predicted model, not a curated record. Gene Ontology annotation, cellular component: membrane. Gene Ontology annotation, biological process: cell-cell adhesion. Lineage: Eukaryota; Metazoa; Chordata; Actinopteri; Syngnathiformes; Syngnathidae.
AGUGCGCAUUUCCUGUGCCGGGCAGCAGGGGGAGCUCGCUCUUUGUCUUCCUCCGCUUGGGCUCCGCAGCUCUCAAGACCAAGCCGCUCACAUGCACGAAGACUGGCACAGAGCUCGGAGGUCUGCGCCGCCAAACUGCGUCCGUACGUCCGUCCGUGAUGACCGCCAGGCUUCGUCUCGUCUGCCUGUUGCUCUCAGGUGUGCUGGCGUGGCACCGCUGCGGGGUGUCUCUGCGAGUGGAUCUUUCUCCCAGCGGGCCGCUCUUCAAACUGGGCGAGCGGCAACAGCUGGCAUGCUCCGUCGACGACUGCCCUGUCACGCCCGUCAUUUCGUGGACGCCGCUCGACGACCGACCACUCAAUGCCCGUGUCCGGACGCGGGACAACCUGUCACUGCUCACCUUUGAACCCGUGGAUAUGGAGCACGAAGGUCCCCUGCUGUGUAAAGUCACCUGCGGGGAGCAGCACAAACAGGCCAAAACACACAUCAGACUUUACGCCUUCCCGUCAGACCCAGAGAUCCGAGGUCAUGACCCCAUCCGCGCUGGGGAGGAGUCCACGCUGACGUGUCAACUGCGUGACCUUUACCCUGCCGAGAGCCUGACUCUAGAUUGGCUGAGGGGAGGUCAGGUCGUGCGCAGCGUGCCGGGAGAGGCCGGGGCCACCUCCGUCCAAUCGGCUUACACCUUCACGCCUCAGAGGGCGGAGUCUGGCGAGAACGUCACCUGCAGAGCCACCCUUGACCUGCACGACCUGCCCCCCCCGGAACGCACCCGGCAGACUGUCACCCGCCUCCACGUGACAUCGCGCUUCCCUACAGUCGCUCCGGUAGUGACGGUGCUGUCGGACCCUGGCACGGUGUUGUCAGGGUCCGUCCUGAUCCUGAGCUGUUCGACGUCCGGCAACCCAGCGCCCGUCCUCAUGUGGACCUUCAGGCCCGAGGAUGGUGGGCCGUUGGAGGUCAAAGGUCACAGUGAGACGCUUGUGCUGGCUGCGCAGGCGGGAGAGUUUCGCUGCGAGGCCCGCAACCACGAGGGAAAAGACAGCAAGGCUGUCCGCGUGCGCAUCAACGGUGAGAUGCUACCGUGUGCGUGCUCGUGCACAGCUCGCAAGAGGUCAUGGGUCAGCAGGCGUGACUGCGCUUUUGGGCUGCCUGCAGCUUCGCCCAGCAACACCUCCAUGUUGGUGAGUCCGGGUCGGGAGCUUAUGGAGGGCCAGCGUGUCACCUUUACCUGUCGCUCCCAUGGAGCACCGCCCCCCGUCCUGGUGCUGAGUAGGGAGGGGGUGGAGCUUUGGAGGUCUGACUCCAACCCCUGGCUAACUUUUAGCCUGUCCGUGCGGCCCAAUGACGCUGGCCAGUACCGAUGCGAUGCCAGCAACUCCUUGGGAACGCAACGCGUCACACAAAAUGUCACGGUGGCGGCUCCUCCCAGGAACACGACGGUGGUGGUCGCGCCAUCUGCGGUAGUGUCGGCGGGCCAGAACGUUACAGUGUCCUGCCAAAGCGCAGGCUUCCCCCCGCCGGACGUUGUCCUCGAGAGACCAGCCGACGGGACGCAGCGCCGCUCUGCCGACGGCGUCUUCCGAUUGCUCAAUGUGACGGUGCGCGAUUCGGGCCUCUACCGGGUCAACGCCAGUAACCCCUUGGGCCACCAAGUCAGAGUGUUCCGCCUCACUGUGACAGAGCCCGGUGCUAGGACUCUGCCCGCUCUCGCCGCCAUCCUGGUGCCCGUUGCCGCCGCACUGGUCCUGGACCACUUCAGAAGGUCCAAAAAGAAAGGGUCCUACCGGCUGACGUCCUCCACCCCUGCGCCUGAACAGCACCCUUUCAGCGCUUGAACGCCGCAGCCUGCGAAGACCCCCGACCCCACCCACCUGAAGUGGCCCCUCGCCAUUGACCAUGUUUGCCACUGGUGACUUGUCAAAUGAGGUUGCAGAACCGUUGCUCACUCGACAAUGCUUGCAUUGGAGCUCAUCAACUUGGAAUAAAGAAACGGCCGGUGAGGCAGUCAA